CAGUGCGGGCGGAAGUUGACUCUACAGACUGUGGUGACGUCAGCAGAAGGGCGGAAGUGAGCUAGAACGGUCAGGCGAGCAGCAGGUGCUGAGCUCCGGGGUGUUGUAGGCUUGUCAGCCGGGGUUGUUUACCGAUUCAUCGUCAUGUCUAGGAACUAUAACCCCUUCGAUGAAGAGGAGGAUGAGGACUUCAAGCCUGUCAAGUGGAACAGUGAAGAGGACCCCUAUGAAUCCCCAGCGGAUAGGAGAAGGCGGGAGGAGGCAGACAGGCAGAGGUCCCUGCAGCAAGAAGUGAUGAGGAGGGCGCAGUCGGCAGUGGACAGCAGCAAUAGAUCUGUGUCCUUGAUCUAUGAGUCGGAGAAAGUCGGGGUGGAAACUGCUGAGGAGCUAGUGCGGCAAGGAGAAGCUUUGAAACGCACAGAAAAAAUGGUGGACAAAAUGGAACAAGAUAUGAAGACCAGUCAACGGCAUAUCAAUAGCAUAAAAAGCAUCUUCAGUGGCUUCACAAAUUACUUUAAAGCCAAACCUGCAGAGACCCCACCUCAGAAUGGAGCCUAUGACUACACGGCUAGCAGCAAAUUACAGGAUGCCAUGUCAAUAAGCAAAGAACAAGAAGACAAGUAUGAAGCCACACAUCCGAACCUGCUGAAGCGCGAUACUCUAGAUACUAACAGAGGUUUAGGUGCAACCAGCUCUGAGUAUCAACAAAAACAUCCAGCUCUGAGAGGCUACCACCAGAAAAUGGACAAUAAUUUGGAUGACAUGUCUCUAGGCUUGGGUCGGCUGAAAAAUCUAGCUCUCGGAUUGCAGUCUGAGAUUGAUGACCAGGAUGAUAUAAUUGGCCGCUUGACAGGAAAGGUGGACAACCUGGACUUAAACAUCAAAACUACGGACAAAAGGAUCCGGGAUGAGCUGUAAAAAGCCACAGAGGUUUCUGGCCACAACAGUCCACUCCUGUUUUAAAUCCUUCCAACAUUUUGUAGAAGAAACCAUCACAAGCUCCUCGAGUUUUAUAUUGCGCCUUUGGGAUUUUUCAUUUUGUUUAUCUGUUUUCCAGAGAAUUGUACUUCAUGCUAUAUGCAAUUCAGGCAAAUAAAGGAUCUAUAUUUCCUGUAUACUGAGUAAUGUUAGGAAGGAUAAGUAGUAUUAUGAUUGCAUCAAAUAUCUGAGAUUUCCUGGAAAGGGUAUGUCCGACAUUGAACACAAUUUAUAUCUAGAAAUAAUUCAUAUAAAAGGUUGAGUAUCUUAGUGAAUGGCAUUGCAUUUCUGAUCUUGUACUUACCGGAAGUUACACAGUUUUGCCGGUUGUCACUGGAAAUAGUCCACAUGUUUGGCCUAACGCAUAUCCCUGAGCUGGGUUCCUAGAAUGCAGUGGGGUAGCUUUUCUUACAUCAGAUUACUGUUGCAAAUCAGACUUGGAAUCAGCAGGGAGAGGUUUCAGCUCUGAAGACCGCAGAAUUGUGAAUGAAGCUCCAGAUAGUCAGUGCAUAUAAGUAAUGCCAUGUAUUCAAAGAGUUAUUCAAAUUUUUAUAUACAUUGAUGAGAUGAUCUAAAACAGUAAAAUGGUGUUGGACGGGGAACCUGUCUUGUUGAACAUGUCCACUCUGUAGGCUGCAUGCUAUUGAGCAAAAGGCAAAAGGAGCUGAGCAGAUUGAGAUAUAUAUAUAGAAAAUAUUUAGUUUAUCUUGUAUUUCAUUCAUUUAAACCUCUGCACUUUCUUUCUACACUUAGGAGUCCAGUGGGUGUUCCUGUUCAGUGAUUGACCGCUAUCUCUAUGUACAGUCAUACAGGAGAGGCUUUCAGUUACUGAUAAGACCGCCCACUGGACUCCUAAGCAUAGAAAGAGGGGGUUGAAUCAUUAAAAUAUGGUAAUCUGAUUUAUUUUUAUUUAUUUUUUCAACACAAAUAUAUUUAUCAGUCUGCUUAUCUUCUCUGUAACAUGCUGCCUGCAGACAGGACUGCAUGUACAACUUAACAGUUUCCCUUUAAGGUGUCAUUGUUCAUCUCACUAUAAAUCUUUUGACUUUCUUCUUAAUUCCUUGUGGUGGGAGCUGAUUCUCCUGCUUUCAACAUGUAUGAGAACAGGAUCUUAUAAGGGUGGGCAUGCCUCGUUUACAGAAAUUGGAUAGUCACCGAGGUUGCUGCCACUAAUCUGCCAUGUGUGAACAUAUCAUAAUUGAUUUUCAGCAAUAAGAAGCUCUUCAGUAGCGGCUCUCUCUAUGGCCCAAUUGUCGAUGUGUGUGGCCUUCUGGACAACUGACAUGAAUACAAUGUUAUAAUAACAUGCCUUCCCUCAUCACAUAUACUUUUCUUCUGCAUUGGUUUUUAAUUCUCUUUUUUUUUACACUAACCGUGCUCAAAAUUAUACUGUGAAUAUUUAUACUGUAGUAUUAACUAUCCAUUUUCUCCAUUUAAAGCUGUGCUUCUUUUGACAUUACAUUUUCCCUUGUAUGUAAAGAAAGUAAUAUAUACCAAGCAUGCCUGUUAUACACUGUAAAAAUCUCUUUUAGCUGUUAAAACCAUUUACAGUUGCUGAUUACUAAAUUUAUUUGCACAUC
Messenger RNA from Bufo gargarizans (Asiatic toad), 2558 nucleotides. RefSeq names its product synaptosome associated protein 29 (gene SNAP29). Gene Ontology annotation, cellular component: SNARE complex; plasma membrane. Gene Ontology annotation, molecular function: SNAP receptor activity; syntaxin binding. The record is from RefSeq and is a predicted model, not a curated record. Lineage: Eukaryota; Metazoa; Chordata; Amphibia; Anura; Bufonidae. The transcript is spliced from 6 exons. Bases 145 to 918 code for a protein of 257 amino acids. Gene Ontology annotation, biological process: synaptic vesicle fusion to presynaptic active zone membrane; exocytosis; synaptic vesicle priming.